Molecule: messenger RNA, 512 nt
Organism: Aspergillus novofumigatus IBT 16806
Lineage: Eukaryota; Fungi; Ascomycota; Eurotiomycetes; Eurotiales; Aspergillaceae
Exons: 2
Coding region: 103-447 (114 amino acids)
Source: RefSeq, a predicted model, not a curated record
UUUCCUCAGGACUGAUAUCACAAUCGAGGCGCAUUGGAUCUGUUGCGCGCUAGAUCUUUUGCCUUCUUCUCUCUGGAGACCUGUCUGUGGACAACUUGCAACAUGCACAAAUGCCCGCUAAUUUCUCUUAUGCGCGCGACUUUCAUUCUUUUAUAUAUCACCUUAUACGCUGCUGCUCCUCGGCAUUGUGGGACUGAUCCUUUGACUGCCACUCGCCGCAUUGCUCCUCAUUGCCCUUCUGAGUAUUGGGAAGGAGGGGACGGGGAUUUCUAUUGCCAUAUGUACUUUAUCCGUGGUAGCAUUCAUCAUCUAUUCUUUGAUAGAUCACCGCACCAUGACCAAGACAACAAUGUACCCAGUUUCGUCUAUCCUAAUUUAGAAAGUAAAGGGUUCAAGACCACUCUUGUUCAGAGAAGCUCUUUAUUCAGGACAGAUUCCUAUGCAUAAGUACCCUUCUUACCUGCUUACUUAGCGAUGCUCGUCCAAGCAUCGCGUUUCCUCUUCAGUGGCCG